Bactrocera dorsalis (oriental fruit fly) is the source of this 3075-nucleotide messenger RNA. It is a transcript of the gene dsb, whose product is annotated as lysosome membrane protein 2. The record is from RefSeq and is a predicted model, not a curated record. Gene Ontology annotation, molecular function: scavenger receptor activity. The transcript has 10 exons. Gene Ontology annotation, cellular component: cytoplasm; membrane. The coding region runs from base 843 to 2675 and encodes 610 amino acids. NCBI's taxonomy places the organism in Eukaryota, Metazoa, Arthropoda, Insecta, Diptera, Tephritidae.
CAACUGACAACUGGCGCGGUCCAUUCAAGCGAGCUUUUCAUUUCGUCGUGAUAACUUCAAAACGAGACACGCUCGCGCGCGCGUCCAGCUUGAUGAGCACGCACAGUCGCAGAGAUCGGUUGGUUGGCUAAGAGAUCACUGCGUUUACUACGGAUAAAUAUGACAUUAACGGGAAUGCAAUUUUACCAGAAAAAUAUAAAUAAAUAUAAAAAAUAAAUGUAAGCAAAAAACAAGUGAAAAUAUAUAAAAGCAUUUUAGUUGUGCCUUAAAAAUUUCAAAAAUAUAAAAAUAUUGAUACAUAUUAAGUGUUAUAACUAAAACAUGAGAAAUAAUAUAAAAUAGUGUUUUAUUAAAAGAAAUUUAGUGUUUAAGUCUAAGCCACGACCGAAUAGUACAAAGGAUACGCGCACGCGUCAUAGUCGUAUGUGUUGGCUGAACUUUGAAAAAAAAUUAACAAAUAAAUUUAUGAAAGUGCAGUUUAAUGUUCCGCUGUCAGUUGCGCUUUUACAGGAUAUUUUUAAUAACGGUUUGUUAAUAGUUUUAUUUGUGUGUGCAUAAAAGUUGUUGUGCAACUUUUUUGGCCGAAAUUUGUGUGAUUUUUUGUUGGAGAAAAUUUCAAGUAUAUUAUAUUUCAGUAAGUCUGCAAUUCUCUACGCGUUUGAAAAUUUGUAUUAAUAUUUUUUUCGAAAAAGUGUUUGCUAUGUAAUCAGUGUGUUUGUAAUAUAAGCUUUAUAAAACAGAAAACCUUUCAAAGUAGAACGCUUGGCGAUUGAGCGCGAUCGUGCGGAAAGUGUAUUGAGCUGAACUGCUGAUUCUUUCACUGAAACUUACAACACUAAAACAUGGGGUUACAAAAACACUACCUCAGAUACGGACGCAGUGCGCGGGAUCACAUAUUGGGUUUGGCGGGCGGAGGGCGACGCAAUACCAUUGUGAAAACCACCGGCGAUAAUGGACACAACGGCCACAAUAGCGGCCAUGGUACACAUCAUCGAUCCGAUGGUGGGGGUGGUGGCGGCGGGGAACACGGUGGUAUGCCAAAUUUAACCAGCCGCCCCACCCCGCUGUCCAUGCUAAUAUCACAAGGAGCUAAAAUCAAUAACCAUAGACUAGCUGUGAUAAUUAUUGGAAUAGUUACAUUAAUUUUAGGUAUAUUGCUAUCAACAAUACCAUGGUUGGAUUAUUUUAUAUUAAAGAAUUUAAGGCUAUGGAAUGAUACGUUAAGUUUUCAUUACUGGCAACGGCCAGGUGUCGUACGCUUAACAAAAGUAUAUAUAUAUAAUGUCACAAAUCCCGAUGGUUUCCUGCAAGGAGAGAAGCCAAGAUUGACGGAAGUGGGACCAUUUGUUUAUAGAGAAGACAUGCAGAAAGUGAAUAUAAAUUUUUACGAUAAUCAAACAGUGUCAUAUCAGCACAAGAAAAUUCUGCAAUUCGUGCCCGAAUUGAGUAUAGACAAGAAUACACCAAUAGUCACACCCAAUAUUCCUCUAUUGACGCUUACUAGUCUCAGUCCAAAAUUAGGUUAUUUGCUGUCAAAAACGAUUUCCGUAGUAUUGACCGCAGCCAAGUUCAAACCUUUCAUCAACGUGACUGCCGAUCAGUUGGUGUUCGGCUACGAUGAUGCGCUCGUCAGCUUGGCACAUCGAUUUUAUCCAAAACAUAUGCGUCCAAUGGAGCGAAUGGGACUGCUACUUGGGCGCAAUGGUACACUAACCGAAGUCUCAACAAUCAAAACUGGUCUUCAGGGUAUGGAAGAAUUUGGCUACAUAGACCGCCUGAAUGGACUCGAUCACCUGCCACAUUGGCAUAAGCCACCCUGUAAUCGUAUCGCCGCCUCCGAGGGCUCCUUCUUUCCACCACGUGAUAUAACAAAAGCGGAUACAGUUUAUGUUUAUGACAAGGAUUUAUGUCGCGUCAUACCUCUACAGUAUCAAAGAGGUGUGAAAAAAGAUGGUAUUGGCGCUGAUCUGUAUAUCUUACCAGAGAACAGUUAUGGCGAUUCUUCGAAUAAUCCGGAAAAUGAAUGCUUUGAUUCAAGUGAUUAUGAACCGAUAAAAGGCCUACAAAAUAUAAGCCCCUGUCAGUAUGGUGCCCCUGUCUACAUAUCAAAUCCACAUUUUUAUCAAGCCAAUGAGUCGUUGUUACAUUCGGUGGAAGGUCUCAAGCCGAAUAAGGACGAGCAUGAAACUUACUUCAAAAUACAAUCGAAAUUGGGUGUACCACUGGAAGGCAAAGUACGCAUUCAACUCAAUCUCAAAGUGACGCGAGCGAAAGACGUGUAUCCAGUUAAGGAUUUUCGAGAUUUCAUCUUCCCGGUUAUGUGGCUGGAAGAAGGUAUCUCCGAAUUAACACCGGCCAUCCGCCGUUGGAUUUACUUGGCCACCGUAUUUGCGCCGAUCAUCAUACCAGUCGCCUCGUAUCUGAUGAUAUUCGGCGGCGCACUUGCCAUUGUCUUCGUCUUCGUGCGCGCAUAUCAGAACUUCGUGUUCGCACGCGAUCCCACAUUGGAGAUACUCGAGAUGGGCCGACGCUCGCUAAGGCGUGGCAGCAGCUUCAUCGCGCAACAUCAGCACAAGUUCAUGCAUCGCGAAAGCUAUACGCUGCUAAAGACGGUGCCCGGCGACCUGCUGGACGACAAAGAGGACGCGAUACCCAUAAUGACAAACAGUUCAUAGUAUUCCUAACAGCACAAAAGAAAUAUGCAUAAACAAAAUGAGCCGAGUUGAGUGUUCGGCCAGGCAUUCGAUCGCGUCUCAUGAGUAAUUGCAAAUUUCGUAUCGAAUUUAGUUUUUAAUUAGUUAGUUGUUCGUUUAGAGCUAAGUAGGUGUGAAUGAUUUAUCUCAAUGUAAAUAUGUGUAUGUGUGAUGAAAUGGCGUAAAAAUCAAAAAAGCAACAACAAAAAAACAUAAAUAUGUGAUCUAAGUUAUUACUUUUGAACGUGUUUGUGUGGGUUUUUUUAUUGGAUAUUUUUUGUGUGAAUUGUUUGUUGUUGGUGAGCGCGUGUCUGCGGCCUUUAGUGCGUUUUAGCUCUAAUUCUCCAAAAGCAAAGAAGAAAAAAUUUAACAAAAAAUCUAA